Theileria orientalis strain Shintoku is the source of this 117-nucleotide messenger RNA. RefSeq lists its product as hypothetical. Lineage: Eukaryota; Apicomplexa; Aconoidasida; Piroplasmida; Theileriidae. Bases 1 to 117 code for a protein of 38 amino acids. The record is from RefSeq and is a predicted model, not a curated record. The transcript has 2 exons.
AUGUACUCAUUCAAUUUUGAUGAAAAAUUGUACAAUAACGUAUCUGAUCCGAAUCUAUUGGAUGGACCGGAAAUUAUUCUUAUACCUCCGCUGACAUCAAAGGUUAGGAUUCCAUAA